Molecule: messenger RNA, 2469 nt
Organism: Brassica napus (rape)
Lineage: Eukaryota; Viridiplantae; Streptophyta; Magnoliopsida; Brassicales; Brassicaceae
Exons: 2
Coding region: 1-2469 (822 amino acids)
Biological process (GO): telomere maintenance; DNA repair
Molecular function (GO): DNA helicase activity
Source: RefSeq, a predicted model, not a curated record
AUGGUGUUGCAGAACCAGUGCAAUAAAAAUCUUUUCAAAUACAUAACGAAAGGCGUUGAUAGAGCAACUGUCGUUAUACACAAGAACGAGCCAGACACGACUAAUGAGAUCAACAAUUUUCUGGAGUGUCGGUACAUAUCAGCCUGCGAAGGUUCAUGGAGGUUGUUCGCUUUUCCCAUACACUAUAAUCUGCCCAAUGUUGUGAAGCUUCCCGUACAUCUACCAGGUCAGCAUGUGAUGGUGUUUGACGAAACUUCUGACUUAUCAAAGGUGGUAUACCGAGAAAAUAUUGAUAAGUCAAUGUUAACAGCGUUUUUUGAGGCAUGCGACACAUACGAAGAAGCUAGGGAGCUGACAUAUGUUGAAUUUCCUUCAAGGUUUGUUUACCAUUCUAACGACAAGGUAUGGACACCCAGGUUGCAAGGGGAAGCUAUUGGGAGAGUCGUGUAUGUCAGUCCAGCAUCUGGUGAUAGAUACUUCUUAAGGAUGCUGCUAAAUGUUGUUAAAGGUCCUAGAGGUUAUGACGUGUUAUACACGGUAGGAGAUGUGGUUUAUAAGAAAUUCAAAGAAGCGUGCUAUGCACGAGGAUUGCUUGAUGAUGAUAAAGAGUGGCAUGAAGCAAUAGAGGAGCCAUCUUCAUGGGCCACCGGACGGCAGCUGAGAAGGUUGUUUGUGCUUAUCUUGGUUUAUUGUCAAGUUGUAGACCCACUCAAGCUUUGGGAGCAUACUUGGAUGUUUCUAGCAGAGGACAUACUGUACAUGAAACGAAAGGAGUUUCGAUUUCCAGGACUCGACUUACAAGAUGAGCAGUUAAAGCAGUAUACACUGCUCGAGGUUGAAAAACAUUUAAAAGAGCAUAACCAGUCUCUAGCAGACUAUGAUGAGUUGCCUCGGCCAGACAAUUCAAUACUAUCAGAGGUAAACAACCAAGUUUUGCGGCAGGAGCUGAUGUAUGAUGUUGAAAGGGAAGGAGAAGAGACGCAUAGGGUAUUGUUCUCAGCGAUGAAUAUUGAUCAGCAGAAAGUAUAUGCUGCUAUACUGAAGUCAGUAGACGAACGUUUGGGCCAGUUAAUUUUUGUCUCAGGUGCAGGAGGAACAGGAAAGACAUACCUAUACAGAACUAUUAUCGCAAGGCUUAGGUCAGUUGGAAAAGUAGUUAUACCGGUUGCUACAGCUGGCAUCGCAGCGUUGCUGCUCCCGGGAGGAAGGACAGCUCACUCUCGGUUCAAACUACCUCUGAAUCUAGAUGAUCGUUCAAUGUGUGAAAUACACAAAGGGUCGAGUUUAGCUGCAUUGAUAUCCAAGGCAGAUCUAAUAAUAUGGGACGAAGCUCCGAUGGCACACCGGCACGCUUUUGAAACCUUGGAUCGUUCCUUCAGAGAUUUGUUAACGCAUGAGAAUCCAGAAGCUAGCACACAGCCCUUUGGUGGCAAAACGGUGCUUCUCGGCGGGGAUUUCCGACAGAUUUUGCCAGUUAUUCCACACGGAAAAAGGCCAGACACUGUACUCGCAUCCAUCAGCAAAUCAUAUCUAUGGAAAAUGGCCCGAGUAUUCACCUUAUCCAUCAACAUGCGGCUGCGGCAAGAAGAUAAGGACUUCGCAAAAUGGAUUCUACAAGUCGGAGAUGGGGAAGCUGACGCCUUGCCGUCGAAUAAACCAAAACAUGAGGAAGGGAAUCAGAUUAUUGUGGACAAAAGGUUCUUGAUAUCUCGCUCAGAGACACCACACGAAGCUUUGGACUACCUAAAAGAGAGGGCCGUGCUGACACCUACCAAUAAUACCGUACAUGAGGUGAACGCUUAUCUCCUCUCUAAGAUCCCAUCACAGGCUAGAGAGUAUUUGAGUUCCGAUUCAGUGGAGUUAGAAGCUACGCCAGACGAUGAUUGGACCACCCACUACCCGUCAGAGUACCUCAACUCACUUGAGUUUCCGGGCCUCCCUAACCACAGAUUGUGCCUCAAAGUUGGAGCUCCGGUGAUGAUGCUGCGCAAUCUUAAUCAGGAUCAAGGUCUGUGCAAUGGUACAAGAAUGGUGGUUACUCGCCUAGGUAACAGGGUUGUUAAAGCGAGAAUUAUGACUGGGACAGAUGUUGGAGAAGAAGUUUUGAUCCCUAGGAUACAACUUAGUCCCACUGAUACCAUGCAUCCCUUCACCUUUAAUCGAAGGCAAUUCCCGAUCAGACUGUGCUACGCCAUGACGAUCAACAAGAGCCAGGGCCAAAGCCUAAACCAAGUUGCUUUAUAUCUUCCUCGCCCUGUUUUUACUCAUGGUCAGUUAUACGUUGCCAUGUCUCGAGUAACAACUCCGAAUGGGCUUAAGAUUUUAGACGAGACUUCCGACAUGGGCGGUGAAGACGGAGUUACUAAUAUUGUAUACAAAGAAAUCUUUAAAGACGUCCGGAUGACCGAGGUUAGAGCUACACAUUUACUUUAUACAUUUUAUAUACCCAAGUUUGAUUGCAGUGAAUAA